This is a messenger RNA of Gastrolobium bilobum, 1177 nucleotides long. RefSeq lists its product as uncharacterized. Gene Ontology annotation, molecular function: protein binding. The coding region runs from base 35 to 1177 and encodes 380 amino acids. The record is from RefSeq and is a predicted model, not a curated record. The transcript is spliced from 2 exons. NCBI's taxonomy places the organism in Eukaryota, Viridiplantae, Streptophyta, Magnoliopsida, Fabales, Fabaceae.
CAGGGAGAGGUGGUGGGUGAAAGCAAAAUAGGGAAUGGGACAAGGGAAUGAUGAAGACGAUGCCAACCAAUAUACUUUUUCUGAGGGCGUGCCUUCAACUUCAUCAUCAAGCAAACUAAUGAAAAAGGAAGCAGAUAACAGUCAACUUCCAUGGGAUGUGCUUGAUAUCAUUUACAAGAAACUAGAUUUUGAUGACCUCUUUCGAUUUGCUGGAGUGUGCAAGAACUGGAGGACAUUUCAUAAAGUUCACUGGAGAAAUCUCAUGGUGUCUCAAGCACCGUUACUUGUUCUAAAAUCUUCAUUUGCUAAGAAAGAUUAUUUUUUCGUUAGCAUAUCUGAACAAAAAGUUUAUCGCUCGAAGCUAGAUUACUUCUGGGGGUUAUCCUAUUCGGGGAUAUCCAGUGGUUAUUUAAUUAUGGCGGGUGCUAAUAAACUUCUGCUAAUGAAUCCUUUUACAGGAAGAAAGAAGGUAAUCAGUACGUUGGCCAUUCAAGGUAAUUUACAUUAUAAGUGUAUCAAGCCCUUACUUGCUUUUGCCAAAGGUUCUGAAGAAUUUAUCAUAGUGGUUUUGUGUAAAAAGUUUUACAGUUUGCAUAUCUAUCAAUCUCGACAUUCUUGUUGGGUUACUUAUUCAACAAGGGGAAAUCCAUGGAAGGUUGUGGACUUUGUGGUUUUGAAUAAUACUCUGUAUGCUCUCAUUGAGGAGGGCAAGAUAGGGGUAUUGAGCCUGAACUCUGCCAGUUUGAGAUUUCUAGAACUGAAGAAUACUCCAAGUGUAAAUUCCACACGUCUUAAGUUGGUUAGUAGUGAUGGGCAGCUUUUAGUGGUUCAUUUUGAAAACACGAGGAGGUUGGGUAGAAAAAUGGAUAUGUACAAGAUAGACUUGUAUACCAUGGAAUGGACCAGUUUGGACACUUUGGGUGACCUUGCAUUGUUUUAUUCUGAAGAUACAAACUGCUAUGCACUGAGCAACCCACGUAGGUGGGGUUAUGAAAGCAACUCUCUCUAUUACAUUUCAGCUCCAUUACAGACAUGCAUUGUAUAUUCAGGGAAUAAUAGACUGAGAAAAUUCAUUGGACCUAGUGGACUUAAACCUCCUCCUAGAUCAAGAUUCUACUGGUUGGAUUGGUGUUUUCCACAUCUACAUGAUGAGGUUGAUUAUUCUUUGAUCCAGUAA